Notothenia coriiceps (black rockcod) is the source of this 968-nucleotide messenger RNA. Its product is annotated as eukaryotic translation initiation factor 2B, subunit 3 gamma. The record is from RefSeq and is a predicted model, not a curated record. Gene Ontology annotation, molecular function: translation initiation factor activity; guanyl-nucleotide exchange factor activity. Lineage: Eukaryota; Metazoa; Chordata; Actinopteri; Perciformes; Nototheniidae. Bases 5 to 781 code for a protein of 258 amino acids. Gene Ontology annotation, biological process: cytoplasmic translational initiation. Gene Ontology annotation, cellular component: eukaryotic translation initiation factor 2B complex; guanyl-nucleotide exchange factor complex. The transcript has 7 exons.
CAGGAUGCACAUUAAAACUGGCCUCGUGGACGCUCACCUCUACUGCCUGAAGAAAGAAGUGUUGGACUUUCUUGUUGACAACAAGUCCAUCUCUUCAAUCCGUGGAGAGCUGGUACCUUAUUUGGUGCGGAAGCAGUUUUCCAAAACCAUCAACUGUCCAAAUAUCAAAGAUGACGCAGAUGAUCGGAAUCUAAAAACGAAAGACGGCUCUACAAACCAGGAGCUCCUCAUCUCUUCCCGAGACGAGCCCCUUCUCCAGCUGGCUCAGGAGCGCUCCUGUUGGAACGACCACCGCGGCGACAUGAGCGCGGCUUACCACGGAGGAAAGCUCCGCUGCUACGUUCACAUUAUGGACGAGGGACUUUGCUACCGCGUCAACACUUUAGCUGCUUACAUAGAUACAAACCGAUUGGCCCCCAAGCUGUUUGAGGAGCCAGCCGUCCACUCCACUGCUUUCAUUUCUGAGAGAUGUCAGAUGGGAUCAGACAGCAUCAUCGGAGCAAUGUGCCACGUAGCAGAAAAGACUUCCAUAAAGAGGUCGACCAUCGGAAACUCCACCAUUGUAAAAGAAAAGGUCAAAGUCACCAACUCUAUCAUCAUGCACGGGGUUACCAUCGAGGAGGGGUGUAAUAUCCAGGGCAGUGUGAUCUGCAGUAAUGCUGUCAUCGGCCGAGGAGCAGACCUCAAACACUGUCUGGUGGGGAACGGACAACGGAUCGAACCAGAGGCUGAGAGGACUAACGAGGUGAUUGUUGGAACGGACCAGCUGAUGGAGAUCUAGCUCCCACGGAGAUAGAGUGGCAUCAACUCAUUAACCAAUCGGAGAGCAGCGAAACACAGAGGACAACCAAUUCAUCGGCUGACUGACCAAUCAGAAGCCUGGAUUGCAGCUUCACAAUUCUACACUCUCUUCUAAUCGGCUCUUUUGUACAUUGUGUCCAAAUAAAGACAAGUGAUUAAAACCAUGA